Messenger RNA from Salvelinus fontinalis (brook trout), 2462 nucleotides. RefSeq names its product RNA binding motif protein 47 (gene rbm47). The transcript has 3 exons. Gene Ontology annotation, cellular component: nucleus. The record is from RefSeq and is a predicted model, not a curated record. The coding region runs from base 461 to 1651 and encodes 396 amino acids. Gene Ontology annotation, molecular function: mRNA binding. Lineage: Eukaryota; Metazoa; Chordata; Actinopteri; Salmoniformes; Salmonidae.
AACACGAGGCCACCUUUGGAACCGAAGCACACACACACUCUCUCUGCAAGCAGGUAGAGUGUGACAGCAUCACAGUUUGUCAGAGAGGGGAUAGAGAGCAGACAGACAGCCUGAGGCUCCUUGGUUUGGACAGAGAGUGGACAGAGAGCAGACAGACAGCCUGAGACUGCUUGGUUUGGACAGAGAGUGGAUAGAGAGCAGACAGACAGCCUGAGACUGCUUGGUUUGGACAGAGAGUGGAUAGAGAGCAGACAGACAGCCUGAGACUGCUUGGUUUGGACAGAGAGCAGACAGACAGCCUGAGGCUCCUUGGUUUGGACAGAGAGCAGACAGACAGCCUGAGACUGCUUGGUUUGGACAGAGAGCAGACAGACAGCCUGAGGCUCCUUGGUUUGGACAGACAGCCUCACUCCUCACUGCUCCAGACAGGCACCACAUCUGAUUGGAUGGUUUAGUCAGAAUGACAGCCGAAGAUCCCGCCUCCUCCUCUUCAGCCAUGAGUAAUAACCCAGCGCCUUCCGGUUCCAACCCCCCAGGCCCCUCCCAUCACUCCCCGCAUGGACCAAUCACAGUGCCCGAGGGUGUGUCCGGGGCCCACAACGAAGCGGCCCUCGUGUCUCUGAUGGAGCGUACGGGCUACGGCAUGGUGCAGGAGAACGGUCAGAGGAAGUACGGCCCCCCGCCGGGCUGGGAUUCCGCCUCCCCGCCACGCGGCUGUGAGAUCUUCGUGGGGAAGAUCCCCCGGGACGUCUACGAAGACGAGCUGGUCCCGGUGUUCGAGUCGGUGGGUCAGAUCUACGAGAUGCGUCUGAUGAUGGACUUCGACGGGAAGAACCGCGGCUACGCCUUCGUCAUGUACACGCAGAAACACCAGGCGAAACGCGCCGUCCGGGAGCUCAACAACUACGAGGUGCGUCCCGGCCGCCUCCUCGGGGUGUGCUGCUCCGUGGACAACUGCCGCCUCUUCAUCGGGGGCAUCCCCAAAACCAAGAAGAGAGAGGAGAUCCUGGAGGAGGUGUCCAAGGUGACGGAGGGCGUUCUGGACGUUAUAGUGUACGCCAGCGCAGCGGACAAGAUGAAGAACCGGGGAUUCGCCUUCGUGGAGUAUGAGAGUCACCGUGCAGCGGCCAUGGCACGCAGGAAGCUGAUGCCCGGCAGGAUCCAGCUGUGGGGGCACCAGAUCGCAGUGGACUGGGCGGAACCGGAGAUAGACGUGGACGAGGACGUCAUGGAGACCGUGAAGAUUCUAUACGUCAGGAACCUGAUGAUGGAGACCAGCGAGGACACACUACGACAGGUGUUUGGCCAGUGGAACCAGGGCUGCGUGGAACGUGUCAAGAAGAUCCGCGACUACGCCUUCGUCCACUUCUCGUCCCGUGACGAUGCGGUGGUUGCCAUGGACCACCUGAACGGCGCGGAGGUGGAAGGGUCCUGUAUCGAGGUCACCCUGGCUAAGCCCGUCGAUAAAGAGCAGUACACGCGUUACCAGAAGGCGUCUAAAGGGGGCGCUACAGCGGCCGUGGCCGUGGCGGCUCCGGAACCAGUCCAGCAGAACUAUGUGUAUCAGUGUGACCCCUACACGCUCGCCUACUACGGGUACCCUUACAGCACACUGAUCGGACCCAACAGAGACUACUUCAUUAAAGGUUAGACUCCUUUCCUUCUGGUUCUCUUUGGCAGCGUUUACACAGACAGUCCAAAUCUGAUCUUGUUUUUUUUUUUUUUUCUUCUCACCAAUUUCUUUCUUUAUUUUUUUAACCAAUCAGAUCAGUUCUUUAGCUCGAUACUUGGGCGGCCUGUAUAAACGCAGACUUUUUGCACUAUAGACGAAGCUCGGAGCUUCGGUCCAUCUGUUUCUGCUACUUUGUUGUGGUCGUCGUCACACUAGUAUGAAUGGACAUAAUUAUUAGCAGAGAACCCGGUUUAACGACACAAAGAUCUGUAGAUAGAUGGGUGAGCUGUUGUAAAUGUAACCAAUAGUGACUCCACCUCAUCAAUACAUGUGAUUAGCAGAUGAUCGUGAUCAAUAUGAUGAUAUUGAUGAAUCAGAUUAAUAGGAAAAAAAAGGGCUGUGCUUUAAAUGAUUAUUGAUCUCCCUCCCCUGAAGAGUGGUCUGGUUCUAAAUGAUUAUUGAUCUCCCUCCCCUGAAGAGUGGUCUGGUUUUAAAUGAUUAUUGAUCUCCCUCCCCUGAAGAGUGGUCUGGUUUUAAAUGAUUAUUGAUCUCCCUCCCCUGAAGAGUGGACUGUGUUCUAAAUGAUUAUUGAUCAGCAUCUAUAACUGUUAGGGCGGUAAAAGGGACGCUCCGCAAUAUGACAUCAUAGGAUACCAGACUUCCUGCUUAGCGACUACCGAGAACGACAAUAUUCCCAAGAUGGCCACUGUUGGGUCUUCCUAGUUUCUUCCCUCCUUUGAGGCAUAUAGAGUACCACAGUAUGAGUCAGGCUACCCAUAAAAAUCUGCGG